AUGUACUCCUCUUGGCUAGAAACAAUACUUUGUUCAAUUGUUCUCUUCCAGGCAUACCUGGAAGUGCCAUCCGAGGUCCCACGUCUUCAGCAACUGAGCAAAGAGGGUUUCGGGGCCCCCAUAGAAGUUGGCCCUAAUGUGCCAGCCAUCGUGGAUGACGGCGACCUCUUGGUAUUACGUUGUACUGCAGCCAAUGGGAAGCCUGGAGCUCGACUCUCUUGGUACCUGGACGGUGUGAAGCUGGAGGCCACGCCCUCUAGCGGCAGUGACGAGAUGGCAGGAGGCAGUAGCGCAGCUGGACAGGCUUUGCCAACGAAACUUUAUUUAUCACUCGGAAUAGUCGGAGGCGGAACCGUUGUCAGCGCCUUCCAGGCCUCACUUUCAGGCCAUAUCAUCACAAAAGUAGAAGCGUCAAAAUUGUACCGGAGGCUGUGA
Protopolystoma xenopodis is the source of this 435-nucleotide messenger RNA. The record is from the annotation of a GenBank genome assembly. NCBI's taxonomy places the organism in Eukaryota, Metazoa, Platyhelminthes, Monogenea, Polystomatidea, Polystomatidae.